GCGUGUGCGAGAGCAGGAGGAUAGAUGGCGCUGUCGAGGAGGGCGUGGGUCGCCGCCGGCCUCGCCGCGCGGCUGCUGAUGCUCGCCGUCCUGGCCAUGGCCGUGCAGUCGAGGUACUCCAACAAGGUCCGCUACGACUUCAAGGGCGCCGGCUACGACAACGAGCUCCAGAGCUACACGUACGCGGUGGUGGCGGCGGCCGUCGGGAUGGCCGGCAGCCUGCUGCAGAUCCCCGUCGCCGUGUACCUCCUCUGCAAGAGCAAGCGGAUGACGCCCAGCACCCUCAUCCUCGACGCCAGCACCUACGCCGACAUCGUGGUCACCGCGGUUCUGGCCAGCGGCGUGGGCGCGGGGUUCGCCGCCACCGGCGAGCUCCUGUACUACAUGGAGCACGCCUGCUCGCCGUGGAAAGACGACGCGACCAAGGACCUCAAGAGCUACUUCCGCAAGGCGAACAUCGCCACCGGCUUCCUCCUCAUCGGCAUGGUCCUGUCCCUGUGCGCCGCCGUCGUCUCCGUCAGGCUCCGGGUCAGGGCGAGCGACGACGUCGACGACGCCUGACCAGCCGGCUCGGUCGAUCCACAGGCCGGCGUGCAUAUGAUCAGAUCAACUCGGGCGGCGUGCGUUCUUCGUUUCCUAACCGGAGGAUUAUUAGUUGAAGAACGCAUGCCUUGUUUCUGGUAAUGUAGGGAGGAUUGUGACGCGUCCAAAGCAAAAGCAAAGAUUUCUUAUAACGACUCACUCUAUUCAUAGUGGAAGUUCGUCAGGUUUAUUAUCCUUUCUUUACCAAUGAUUUUCUUAUAUUAGUGAGCGGUGUAACAUAGUAAGUUUGAUUCAGUUUUUCAGAACCUGGUUAGUCAUCAACUUGAUGCAACUUAUUCAGAGUCUGAGCUGCCAUGACACCAUCGUCAACGAUGGUCCAGGCUUUCUUAUUUCUUAUGAAAAUUAAGAUUCUGUGCUGCU
Molecule: messenger RNA, 963 nt
Organism: Panicum virgatum (switchgrass)
Lineage: Eukaryota; Viridiplantae; Streptophyta; Magnoliopsida; Poales; Poaceae
Exons: 3
Coding region: 25-561 (178 amino acids)
Source: RefSeq, a predicted model, not a curated record